UUUUGUGUACGACAUGACCAAUGACUAAACACUAAUGAACGUUAAUCCGUUUUUCGUUCUGAAAAAUCGUCAUUUAUAUGCGCUUUGUUUACGCGAAAGGAUGUCAUUAAGCCGCGACCACAUCUUUGACCAAUCAAAAGUCAGGAUUGACCCCCUGCGUUUGUACUGUGGAAUGAAGGCUCUGGCUCUUGCUCUUGCUCUGGCUCGUAGCGAAAAAGCGAUUACUACAUUAAUGCAGGUUAACAACAGUAUCGUCGUGAGCAUUCAGAGCGGUUAUUUGUCGAGCUUUCACCAAAACCAAGUCAGCGAAAAGCUCCAUUAGCAAGAGGAAAGUGUGGGCUAGUUUGCUAAUGGCAAUGCUAUAGUAGCUCAUCUGGCUCAUCUCUAGUUUUUCAUUUCAGAGUGAUUAAGAAAUACUGUCGCAGCGAGACUCCAGAAGAUGACCGUUUCCUUUUAUAUAACAUUAAUAUAUCACAGCGAUAAAUAAUAAUAUAGGUUUCCUCUUCGUUUGUAUGCACAACAGAAGAAUUCGCUAUGAACUCGAAGCGCAACAACGGUGAAAGCGGGGCGGGCAGAAUCAACCCAGUGUCGGUACCAACAGCAACAAACAGCUCAUCAGCGAGUGCUUCUCACCGUAAACAAACUAUAAUCAACUCAUCCCAUAAGGGAGAGAAGGAUGAGUGCAUGCAAAACACAGUCCGGGACAAAAACCUGUCCAUCUCCACACUCAGAACGCGCCUCGGACCGACCAUCCGGUCCACUCUGUCCGCGGCGGUGGACACCCUUCUGGGCGAGAUCGUGGCGGUGCUGUCCGAAACCCAGCGGGAGCUGAUGACCAAAGAGCAAGAGAACGAGAAGCUUAAGGUUCGACUCGAAGUCUCAGAGAGAGAGCUCAAGACGUUACAGGAGUGUCUGUGUAGCGCACAGAAAUUAAUCGACCAGCUUCAGGGUCCCUUUGGGAACCCGCCCAUGCCGGGUCCUCACAUCUACGCCACGGCUGGACCCGUAAACUCGAGCCGCUUGACUCAUCGGAGUGCGCCCGAGCCCGAUCCGCGCUGCUUUACCGGAGCUGAACCCGAGUUGAGUGGCGCUCUGGGUGAUGCCAUACACGGCUUUGACUCCAGGGAGGAAUUCAAGAGCUGCCACCUCUCCAUUCAGGCGGAUGGGACGGUGACGAACAGCUUUUAUGACCCUAUAAACGUCCAUUCCUCUAACAUCUGUUCAGAAAUGAACCGACCUGGUGAGAUGGUGGAUGACAGCAGAAGACUCGCACACGCCAGACCCCAAAACCCUCCCUCACACACUGGCUUCUCUGUUAAAGAGGAGCAGGUUCCUACCUCUGGACAGGUGUGUGUGCGGGGAAGAGAGGCAUCCACAGAGGCUGAGCACUCGGCACAGAGUGUGUGUGAUCUGGCAUACGUCCACGUGGUUGAGGAAGAAGGAGGGCCGCGUUCACACCAUCACCAAUCCAAGCCUACACCACCGCCCCUGUCCAGGCCUCACAAUGGACCCUCUUCCAGUAGUUCACCAUCACAAGGAACCUCUGGACUUAGGUCAGCCCAGAGGGAUGCUCCUGGUUUGGGUAUGAGCACAAGCAGGAGCCCAGGGGUGGGCGGCUCAUCGCCAGAAGAGCCCAUACGGCGCUCCAUCUCUGAGCUGAUGGGAGAGGCACCUGGGGAACGUCCUCACUUGUGUCUGGAGUGUGGCAAGACUUUCCGUCUGAUCUCUAGUUUGAAAAAGCACCUGAGGAUCCACACGGGAGAGAAACCGUAUCCGUGCACCGUCUGUGGCCGCCGUUUCCGCGAGUCCGGGGCCCUUAAGACUCACCUUCGCAUCCACACGGGUGAGAAACCAUAUUCCUGCUCUGACUGCGGAACGCAAUUUCGUCAUCUCGAUGGCCUGCGAAAGCACCGCCGCACACACACUGGUGAAAAACCAUAUGUGUGCACCAUCUGCGGGAAAAGGCUCAGCCGUCUGCAGCAUCUGAAACACCACCAGCGCAUACACACGGGAGAGCGGCCAUGUUGCUGCCCACUUUGCCACAGAGGCUUUAAAGAUCCAGCUAGUCUGAGGAAGCACCUCCGUGCCCAUCAGGGUGAGCCUGGAGCAGAUGAAGCAAUUGGAAUGGCUGGUUUGGGAGAGGGAGAUGGAGGAUCCAUAGAUGAUGAGGAUAUGAGGUUCGGGAUGUGGGGGGAAGAGGAAGGGAAUGAAGGCGAGCCUGUGGUAGACUGUGUUUAGUCACAGAGUUACAAAUAAAGAAAAUAAACAUUUUAGUCUUUUCAUGAAAAAAUAAACAAAACUGACUGGGUAAACUGGAUAGUUCACCUAAAAAUGAAAAUUCUGUCGUCAUUUACUCACCCUCAAAAUUUUCCAAAGCUGUACGAGUAUCUUUCUUCUGUUAGACACAAGAUAAUAUUUUGAAGAAUGUGGGGGAAAAAAACAGUUUCUGGAAGCCACAGACUUCCAUAGCAUGGAAAAAAAUACUGCUUGGUUACCAACAUUGUUUUGUGUUCAGCAGAACAAGGAAACUCAUACAGGUAUGGAAUAACUUGAGGGUGAAUAAUGAUUACAAGAAUUUUAAUUUUUGCGUGAACUAUCGCAACAUUUUGUUUUUAAGAGAGAGCUUUUUUUUAUUUUAUUUUUUUUUAUUCAAAACCGAAAUGGGGCGAUGACUAUACAACAAAGGUUACAUCUUGUCCUGGACUUACAAAAAAACAAUGUAUGUGGCAACACUUUCUUGUAGAGACCGACUUUAAAACCUAUAACAACAAGCUCGUUAUUUAACAAUAUGGUUAUGUAAAAUUAUCAUGAUGACUCAAAUAUCCACUUACUUCAAGUACAUGUUAUAUCUCAUGACAUCUCAGAUGUCACAUUAUAUAGACCAGGACAUGCAGACCUUUUUUUUUUUUUUUUGUCUCUGUGUACUGUAUUUUAGUGUAGGGGCUGUUGACGCUCCAGUGGGACUAACAGGGUAUCAUGUCUGUUACUCACAUGUUAUGGGUGUUGUCAUUGGUGUGAUAAUCAUUUUAAUGUGCCCUCUUAGAGAAAGAGCUACUAUGAACACAUUAAAGCCUUAACUGUGGUUUUAUCGCACAGGCUCACACACAGAUGUGCAUCAAUAGCUGUAGUAUUGUUUUAAAUUGGGUUCUUCACCUUUUUAUCGGUGGGUGU
Molecule: messenger RNA, 3171 nt
Organism: Onychostoma macrolepis
Lineage: Eukaryota; Metazoa; Chordata; Actinopteri; Cypriniformes; Cyprinidae
Product: B-cell CLL/lymphoma 6 member B protein
Exons: 2
Coding region: 535-2238 (567 amino acids)
Biological process (GO): regulation of transcription by RNA polymerase II
Cellular component (GO): PcG protein complex; transcription regulator complex
Molecular function (GO): RNA polymerase II cis-regulatory region sequence-specific DNA binding; DNA-binding transcription factor activity, RNA polymerase II-specific
Source: RefSeq, a predicted model, not a curated record